Daucus carota subsp. sativus is the source of this 2389-nucleotide messenger RNA. RefSeq lists its product as uncharacterized. The coding region runs from base 309 to 2039 and encodes 576 amino acids. Lineage: Eukaryota; Viridiplantae; Streptophyta; Magnoliopsida; Apiales; Apiaceae. The transcript has 3 exons. The record is from RefSeq and is a predicted model, not a curated record.
UCGAAAGUGACAUUUAUAGCAAGAGACAUGGUAGAUGAAAUACUACUAUUUUACUAGUAGUGUUAAGCAAGUGCCAAAAUAUUAUUGUCUCUAUAAUCUUGUUUCUGGAUCCACGGCUGUCAAACCCAACCCACCAUAACUCAUUUGUUUCCACAAAAAGUCAUAACCAUUUCACUGAUUCCAAGAAACUCACAUUCUUUUGUCUAAAUAUAUAAAGAUUUCACAUUUUUAGCACAAGCCCUUCGGUUGAUUCAGCUUCUCCAGGUUUCUCUUCCUGGUAAAUUGUUGGGCGAAAUAAUAUCUCGAACAUGUACAGACAUUCACCCAGCAGGCACCAGAAAGCCAAAGGUUUCAGGUUGAAACAUGUGCUUCAGAUUUGUGUUUUAGUUGGUGUUUGCUUUUGGUUGAUUUACCAGGUUAAGCACUCCCAUGAUAAGAGGAAACAAUUUGAUGAAAAUGAUGCAAAAACUUCACGAGAUGUAGAGAUGAACAGUGCGGUUUUGAAAUUAGGAAGGAAGGACCUUAUCUCACAAGAAAAGGGGCCAAUCAAGGAUCUUGAGAGUCAUGAUGAAGAAGUUGAAGAAGAAAUUGUUGAAGAAGAUAAGAGUGAAGAAGAAAAUGGAGAGCAAGAUAAGAAUGAAGAAGAAAUUGGAGAAGAAGAUAAACAUGGAGAAGAAAUCGAGAAAGAAGAUAAGCAUGAAGAAGAAAGCGAGGAAGAAGAGAAGCAUGAAGAGGAAACUGCAGAAGAAGACAAAAAUGAAGAAGAAACCGAAGAAGGUAAGAAAGAAGAAGAGUCUGGAGAAGAAGACAAGCAUGAUGAAGAAAAUGGAGAAGAGGACAAACAUGAAGAAGAAAAUGGAGAAGAGGACAAACAUGAAGAAGAAACUGGAAUAGAAGAUGAGCAUGAAAACGAAGAGCAAGAAGAAGAUAUUGAAACUGAAGAAAAAGGUGAUAGAGGUGGAGAUGUUGGCGUAAACGAGCAGGAGCAAGAGAAAACUGAUUCCAAUGUUAAUCAAGAAGAGGAGUUUUUAGAUGAAGAGAAGGACAAAGACACCAAUGAGAAGGAAACCGAGGAUAAAGAUGAUGGUGGUAAAGAUUCUCAACACACUUCAAUAGAAGACCAUGAUCAUGACGAAGGAGCUAGGAAUACUCGUGAAGCACGUGAGGAACAGUAUAAGGGAGACGACGCGUCUAGUGCUGUGACCCAUGAUGGGCAAAUUACUAGCACUGAAAAUGUGAUAGGCAGUAUGGAAAACCAAGCAAGUACUGUAGAACACAACAAUAAGCACGACAACACAGAGGAAGGUGGUGCUGGUAAAAAUACUACAGAUGUGAAUUUGAAUGAGCUGGAAGCAGGUAGGAAUGGAAGUAUAUCCUCCAAUGAAGAAAAGAGUUCCGAAGUAUUAGACUCAGUUUCGCAGAGUAACUCAUCCUUUACUUCCAUAACAGCCUUGGAGUCCAAUGGUCAGUCAGAAAUAAUAAAUAUUACAGAUACCCAGGAUUCCUCUGUAAAAAAUGAAAUAGCGGUUAUCAAGUCGGAUUCAAAUAGUGGCAGUGAUGGAAAUGAAACCGCUGCUCAAGGUACCAAUUCUGAGACCCUUGUCUUGGAACAAUCCGAUAAAUCUACUGUAUCCUUAGAUAAUGCUAAACUAGAUUCAAACUCGUCAAGUUCCACGGCAAAUGUGGAAGAAAAUCCAGUAGAAUCUAGGGACUCCUCUACGAAUUUUAAAUUUGUUUCCGCAGAAACUCUUGCUCAGUCCAAUGUAUCAGCUGAAAACAAAGAUGGCUCUGCGUCUAGCACAAUUGUGGAAAGCACUAAUGAUGGGAAUGAGAAUCCAGAAAAUGUGGAAGGAACAGAGGGAACAUAUGACAACUCAGACUCGUCUAACACUGACGAUACAGACCAAGUUCAACACGACUCCAUUGAUUCUUCUGAUAUAUCUCUUCCUGUGGAUGACAAAGAGAAUCGCAUAGAUCUUGAUACUCUGCCAGAAAUUAGAACAGAGGGAAGCAACAGUGAAGAGGUUGCAGAAGAGUGAUAAUUUUGCUCAGUACAUAUACAGCUUGAGCAUCUGGUAAUGAUUGAUGUGAUACAACUAAGAGGAUCCCGGAGAAAACAUAGUUCAGUGGCAUAGCACCAGCAAAUUCAUUUAAAUGCGCAAGAUACAGCUUGCAUAUCUGCUCAUUAUUGGUCUCGUUGACUAGGAAAAACUUGAGAGAAUGUGUUUAAGUGACGCGAUGUUUCUAUUUAUUCUUUAUCCAUAAGAGAGUUUUGGAGUUUUCGAGUUUCGAGUAUACUUUGGAUUGUUUUUGGUAAAAUUACGCUUGGUGACAUGUAUUUCAUUUCAUCUUUAGAUUUCAAAUGACAUGAUUUGAGGUAUUAUUUAAA